AUGACCACCCCUCAUACACCUCAAUCACAGAAGUCACAGGUACCACCAGCAGAGACAGUCCUAGUCCCUCGCCACACGGGGGAUCUGAAGUUAAGCCGCGAGGCUGUUCUCACUGAUUUGGGAAAGUAUCUGCAGGUCCCAUUCGUUUCCCUAGUGAAGUGUGUUGGUGCCAUGCCCUCUCAGCAGCAUCUGGAGGAGAUGCGUGACAACUUAAUUCAGAGCAAGAUUCUCACUGACGAUAGCCUGGAAUGGAAGGACUUCAUCCGACCUGUGAAGAUGUCCGAAGAGACAACGUUAAAGCCCCUCAAGGGAAUCAUUUCUGGAAUCUUGGAACAAGUCCCGAGUUGUGGAGUAUCCUACCUAUUGAAUCCAAAUCAAACGCCACUCUCAGAGCGCCACAAUACUUUCCGGCUGGAUGGAUACCUUUUGCGGGCGAGCGAUCAAACUGCGCCCAGGAUGCCUUGGUUUGAUAUCACUGUGCCAUUCAAGUUCAAGAAGGAACGGGGUGCCAAAGCUCUCCGAGAUAACGAACAUAAGAUAAUCUGGAGCAUUCACAACAUCAUGCGCGAGGACCCCUGUCGUCGGUUUGCCUUCGGUAUCACAAUUGAGAUCAUGCAAUUGAGACUGUGGCUCAGUAAUCGUACAGAGCCUAUCAACUGCUUCGAGGGCUUGGAUGGGACCUGGGCCACAGUCGAGCGGAUUCAUGCAGGAGAAAAAAUCCAAUACAAGUUCACAGUUGGCGACGAGGUGUUCACCACGACACGGGAACUUGCCACAUGCGGUGCAGACUCUAUGGUUGGGCAUGGAACUCACGUGUACAAAGCCACGGAUGCUAAGGGAAAGAAGCUUGCCAUCAAAGAUUCGUGGAGAGAAAUUGACUGUCAAUCUGAGGGCGAGAUCCUAGAAAAAAUCUUGGCCUCCUGCGAGAAGAACUUGGGAGCGGAGGAGUUUGCCGAUGCCAAGAGACACUUUGUUGGAGUCCGGGUCUGGAAGGAUGUUACAAUCGACGGCGCCUCGGAUGAGAUGGUGAACCCAAUGGUUGGAGUCGAGCAUAAUGGCAGCUGGAAGUGGGAACCCAUCGAUCUCAAGCCAAUCUUCUCCGAAAGGCCGCAUUUAUCUGCUACGGGCGACAAUGGUAACUUUCUGCCUUCCUUCCCAAGCAAUUGGGCACUGUUGGGCGAAAGGACGCUGGAAUCCCACAGAGAGUCCACGCACGCAUCGUCUUCAAUGAUGUUGGAGUCGCCUGUUUCCCCGACGAUUUACCGAGACUUUUGGGGCUAUUCGGUAAAUCGUCGGAGAAAUAGCGGCUGUCGGAUGUCGGGGGCUCUCUUACACACCCGCCGAUGGGUAGGAGUCUAA
Suillus subalutaceus is the source of this 1359-nucleotide messenger RNA. RefSeq lists its product as uncharacterized. The transcript has 3 exons. Lineage: Eukaryota; Fungi; Basidiomycota; Agaricomycetes; Boletales; Suillaceae. The coding region runs from base 1 to 1359 and encodes 452 amino acids. The record is from RefSeq and is a predicted model, not a curated record.